AUGACGGCUUUGCUUCAAGCCUGUUACCGUGGAAACGUUGAAAUUGCUCAAAUUUUGGUUGACUCCGGGGCUAAUGUCAACUGGUCUAAACACAAACAGGGGUAUACUGCCUUGAUGUUCGCGGCUCUUUCUGGAAAACUCGAAAUCGUUGAAUUUCUCCUGUCUUGUGGUGCCAAAACUGAGGUUACGAAUUGCCUGAAGAGGACAGCUGCCGAAAUGGCCUCUUUUGUUGGGAAUCACUUUGCCACAGCCUUAAUUAAUACCUUUAUUGAGAAAGAAGAACUCUUUCAGUACACUCGAAAGAAGGCUUCCACGAACCUCUAUCUUUCAAAUGACCUUAUUGAGCCUCUUCACAAGUUGGUCACUCGGCUUAACUUCUCACCAGUAAAGACUUUUAUGUAUCUGUCCUGCACCUCGGGGAAACCACUACUGGACAAGUGGAAAAAUGUGUCUUCUGUCUUAGAAGACUUGGCGGGGCAAUACUUUACUCCACAUCGAACUCACGAACCAAUCGCCAUUAAACUCCAUUUAAUUGGCGCCUCCGUCAAGCGAGCCGGAGAAUUUGUAGAAAAGGAAAUAAAUGAUGAAGACAAAAAGGCGAACAACGUAAUAGUCCUGGAGCCUCUUAUCAAACACUUUCUGCGUGGUACCGAUCCGCAUGGCUUACCAAAGGGCAAGUUUCAGUUAUUUAAUCUACUGUUAGUUGUUUUCGCCCCUGAAGUCUUUCUUCGCAAGUCUCUGGUGUCUUUCGGCCACACAGAAUCGACGCUCUGGCGGCAGACGGUGACCCAGGUGGGCAGCGUGGAGCCCGGCGAGGCACCGACUGCCCUCUCAAUCCUCGAGAACUGCAUCAACGGACUGUCUCCGUUCUCUCGCAGCUGCCCCCGCGAGGGUGUCAUUAGCGAGCCCUGCGCCACCUGCUCCGACAUGGCUGGCUACUCGGCCGCCGUCAGUGUGAAGUGGUGCUCCCGUUGCCACGAGGUCGCCUAUUGCUCGGUUGCGUGUCAAAAAAUGCACUGGUUCACCCACAAGAAGUACUGUCCAAUUCUUCAGGAGCAUCACAAGUCCGUUUCGGAGAGCGGCGCAAAGAAAGACAAGCCAUCGAGUGAGGAGAUUUCGAAGAUUCAGGAGGAGGUUACGGAGUUCUUGCAACAGCAAAAGCUCCACGGAGUGUGA
Molecule: messenger RNA, 1176 nt
Organism: Mesocestoides corti
Lineage: Eukaryota; Metazoa; Platyhelminthes; Cestoda; Cyclophyllidea; Mesocestoididae
Source: the annotation of a GenBank genome assembly